CGCUGAGGUCCUCCUAGGAAUACGAGAAUGCCUCACCCAGCGUCGGGAGACCUGUAACGACAGUUAGUCACUGUCCAGGAUGGGGCCUGGUGGGGGUUCGGUGGGUCACCACGCGACCCAGGACCCUGUUGCCCAGAUGAACACCUUCCGCUCAUACGUGUCCAUGCUGGCCGACCCUGGCUCAAAGGACGAAAACAAACUCAAAGCUGCACAAGCUCUCAGUGAAGAUCUGGAGGCCAUUGUAGCCUCGCCACAGUACCCAUCAUUCCUGGAACAUGCCAUGAAAAUCUUUAUCAAGAUCCUGAAUGAAGGAGAUCCACUCUUCAUAUCAGAGUACAAUAUUCAGCAACUUCGGAAAUUGAUUCUGGAGAUGAUUCACAGACUGCCCAGCAAUGAGCAGUUAAAGACAUAUCUGCGGCCCAUACUUACUCUCAUGUUUCGCCUGUUAGAGAAUGACAAUGAGGAAAAUGUCAUGGUCUGUCUUCGCAUUAUCAUUGAACUCCACAAGACUUUCAGACCGCAGUUUAGCCCAGAGAUCCAGCAGUUUCUUCAGUUUGUCAAAAAUAUGUACCAAGACCUGCCCAACCACAUGAACAAGAUCUUUGAACCCCGGCCUGUAAUACGUGUAACUGAUCUCUCGGAGGUUAAUGUUGAGGCGCUCUUGCAAGAGACUUUCACCAUUACACCUAUUCACACAGAGAAAAAGUUGCAGGAUGGCACCUCCAUAACUUAUAAUGUAAUUCCUCGUGCCGUGCUGUCCCUAAAGGUACUGACAGAAUUGCCCAUUAUUGUGGUGCUGAUGUUUCAGCUGUACAAACAGCAGGUUUACCAAGAUGUAGCUGACUUCAUCCCUCUCAUCAUGAACACAAUUGUUCUCCAACCAUUUGCACAACACAGGGAGCAUGAAGCAUUCAACAAGGAAGUGUUUGUUGACCUUAUUGCUGCACAGAUCAAGACUCUGUCCUUUUUAGCAUACAUCCUGAAGAUCUACCAAGAUGUGGUUGCACAGCACUCCACAAAACUGGUCACUGGAAUGCUCACGCUCCUCUCUCUCUGCCCCAAUGAAGUGGCUCAUCUGCGCAAGGAGCUGCUGAUUGCCACCAAGCACAUCUUGGCGCUUGAACUAAGAAAUAGAUUUGUCCCUCAUAUUGAUAAGCUGUUUGAUGAGAGCCUUUUGUUUGGAAGAGGCUGGACAGCGCAUGAAACCCUCCGCCCAUUGGCAUACUCAACAUUGGCAGACUUGGUUCAUCAUGUCCGUCAGCAGCUGGACAUGGGAGCCCUGACCCGUGCUGUCCAUCUCUUUUCGAAGAAUAUACAUGAUGAAACUCUUCCCACAAGCAUCCAAACAAUGUCAUGCAAACUGUUGCUUAACUUGGUAGAUUGCAUUCGGUCUCGCAGUGAGGCCAAUCCUAAUGAGCCAGGAGCAGGCAGGGACCUUUUGAUCCGUAUGCUUCAUGUCUUUGUGAAUAAGUUCAAGACUAUUGCACAGCUCCAGUUGCCGUACCUGAAAAACAAACAACAGCUCAACAGUGCAUCAAGCAGUUCUCCUGCAAAUAGCAGCAGUGGAACAUCCAGUAAUAGCACAGCAGUUCAAGAGGAGAGGAAGGAAGACAUUAGACUAAGCAUAACAGAAAUGGACAACAAAGAUAAAGAGUCCCAGAGGAUUGGCUUUCCACCCAAUGUAACAGUGAAUUACAGUGUGUCAGACUGUCGAGCACUAGUCAAGACCCUUGUUUGUGGAGUCAAGACAAUCACAUGGGGUUGUGCCUCGUGCAAGUCAGCAGUUGAUCCUGGUCUCACCCUCAACAAGUCCUUUCAUCCAAAGGAAACCCUUGUAUUUAUCCGUCUAGUCAAGUGGGCCAUGCAGGCGUUGGAUAUCUACACACUAAAUGCGCCAGGUAACCAACAGCCUUCUGGUCAGCGAGGACAGGUGCCUCAGACUGUCAGGUCCAAAGAGGAGAAAGAAGUAUUAGAACACUUUGCUGGAGUCUUUAUUAUGAUGAAUCCAGCCACCUUCAGAGAAAUAUUUUCCACAACUAUUGAUUAUGUUGUUGAGCGGAUAUACCACAAUACUGCACUGCAGAUUGUAGCCAAUUCCUUCCUUGCCAAUUCUACAACUUCACCAAUAUUUGCCACCAUACUUGUAGAAUAUCUCUUAGGUCACAUGGAAGAAAUGGGAACAUCCAUGGACAGAUCUAAUUUAUAUCUGAAGUUAUUCAAACUAGUCUUUGGGUCUGUAUCACUGUUUGCAGCAGAGAAUGAACAGAUGUUGAAGCCCCACCUCCAUCAAAUAGUCAACCGGUCAAUGGAGCUGGCCAUGAGUGCAAAGGAUCCCUACAAUUACUUUUUGCUGUUGCGAGCCCUCUUCAGGUCUAUUGGAGGAGGUAGCCACGACUUGCUGUAUCAGGAGUUUCUACCUCUGUUACCCACACUCCUACAGGGACUCAACAGCCUGCAAAGUGGCCUACACAAGCAACACAUGAAGGACCUAUUUGUAGAGCUGUGUCUUACUGUACCAGUGAGAUUAUCCUCUCUGCUGCCAUACCUCCCAAUGCUCAUGGAUCCUUUGGUGUCGGCUCUUAAUGGCUCACAAACUCUCAUUUCACAAGGACUCAGGACCCUUGAACUGUGUGUGGACAACCUUCAGCCUGACUUUCUGUAUGAGCACAUUCAGCCAGUGAGGGCAGAAUUAAUGCAGGCUCUUUGGAAGACACUCAGGAAUCCCAAUGACACCAUUGCUCAGGUGGCCUUCCGUGUCCUUGGAAAGUUUGGUGGUGGGAACAGGAAGAUGAUGAUUGAACCACAAAAGUUAGAAUAUAGUGAACAGGAGACCCCAAGUACCUGUAUCACUAUCCACUUCUCAGAGCACAAGUCCCCCAUCAUGCUGCCAGUUGAGAAAAUAAUUGAGACAGCUUUCACUGCUCUCAAGACCUCCACUACGGAACCCUGGUACAGGCGCCAGUGCUGGGAGGUGAUCCGCUGCUUCCUCAUUGGCUCCAUGCAGUUUGAUGAGGAAAAGCACAUGGUCAACAAGUUAUUCACACACCCUAACUUCAGGGAGGAGGAGCUCUUAACAGUGCAUGGACCAUACUAUAAGUGUCCUGAUGAACAAGCAAGGCAAGUGCACCAGAUGGCUGUAACUGCCAUGUUUGUUGCAGCAGCCAUUAAGGAUCUUCGGAAGAGUGUAUUGCCAACAAUGGUGUCAUUAGUAAGGCAUUACACUAUGGUUGCCAUUGCACAACAAGCUGGACCUUUCAACAUGAUGGGUCGCUGGACCAAGGUACAGGGGAUGGAUCCUCUUGUUCUGAUUGAUGCUCUGGCUGUCAUUAUGGGACAUGAAGAGAAGGAACUCUGUAAACCAGGACACUUGGCACUUGUUCUCAUCAUGGAAGCUGCCACAAAUAUACUUGGAACAAAGGAGAGAGCUUGUCAGCUGCCUCUCAUGGAAUAUCUUGUGGAGAAGAUGUGUGGUCUCUGUUAUGAACGUGCUUGGUAUGCAAAGCUUGGUGGGUGCAUUGCUAUCAAGUUCUUAUUUGAGCGUAUGGCACUCAAAUGGGUUUUAGAACACCAAUUCCCAUUUUUGCGUGCAUUGCUCUUUGUUAUGAUGGACCUGACAGGUGAGGUCUCAAGUGGUGCAGUAGAUAUGGCCAAAAAUAAUCUGGAGAGGAUGUUGCAGGUAUGUGGAGCUCCAUUGGAAGGAGAAAACAACACUGAUGAAAUGAGACAGAUACAGAGCAAAUCCCUUCAUGAUGUAACCCAUGAGUUGGUACGGCAGGUCACAUCUCCAAACACAACAGUGAGAGAGCAAGCCAUGCAGAGUCUUCAUGUUCUAGCAAAACUUAGUGGCAGAGGAGUCACUGAAGUGAUGCAGCCUCACAAAGAUGUAUUAGCAGACAUGAUUCCACCUAAGAAACAUCCUCUGCGACAACAACCAGCCAAUGUUCAGAUUGGUCUGAUGGAUGGCAACACAUUCUGUACUACCCUGGAACCUCGCCUGUUUACCCUUGACCUCAGCCUACAAGAGCAUAAAUUCUUUUUCUCAGAAUUACACAUGCUGGUAGAGACAGAAGACUCCUACUUAGCAAAACUCUCUUGUUACAAAAACAUAGGAAAUCUUGUGCCAUUAAGGAAGUCUGCCCUGAAGGCUCUUGCUGCCUGUCAUUAUAUCCCUCAGAUAAGAGAGAAAAUCUUCCCAACUCUGUACAAAGCGCUGAAUAAUUCAUCGCAUCCUGAGCUCCAAGAGACUGCUUUUGAAUGCCUAAAGAAAUUCCAGAGUGGGUGCCAGGUAGACAUGGAGAUGGUCCAUUCUGCUAUGCGUCCUUUGCUUGGGCAGCUGUUUCACCAUAGAAGUGUCACUCUGCCUGUCAUUCACAGACUCUCUUACUUGACCCAACUCUUCCCAUACACCUUUAAUGAAAAGCUAUGUGAGCAACUCACACAACACUUGAAAAACCUUAUAGAAAUGGCUAUUAUGAGCAGAAAGCAAAAUACAUCUGUGACCAAACAGGAUAACAAUGACCUCAAGCUUUGUGCCAACAUUGUUGGUAUUUUCCACCAGAUUCCAGCAGCAUCAGCAAGAUUUGUAGAAGCAUUGUGUAAGCUUGUGUUGCAGACUGAAAGAGCUCUAUUGAUUGAGGCUGGUAGCCCCUUCAGAGACCCACUAAUGAAGUUCUUGUUACGUUACCCUGCUGAAACUGUUGAAUUGUUCCUCUCAGAGCCCCAUGCCCGUGAUCAACAGUGGGGAAGAUACCUAGAGUUCCUAGUGCGGCACAAAGAGAGCAGUCCAUUCCGCCAACACUUGCAGACAUGUACAGACAAGCUUCUGACUGUGCUCCUUGCAACCCCAACAGCUGUACAAAUUGCAGGACUUCAGCAGCAGCACUACCAGCAACAGCCUCUCACCAUUGCAGACCAGGCACAGCUUCAGUACUUGGCCAUUCGCAUCAUUUUACUGCUGUCUCGACAGGAUGACCAGUGGCUUGCAGCUCAAAGCCAGCUAGUUAUGGCAAUAAGGAAUCUUUGGACUUCUGAUGAAUUCCAAGAGCGACAUCACUCUGCUGAGAACACUGAUUUCAUCCACUGGAAGGAACCUCGCAUGGUGGUGUCAAUUCUCUUGAUGUAUUUCAAGCAUCAUACAGAUGACAUCAAUCUGCUGUUCCAACUACUACGAGCAUUUAUUGGGAGGUUUAUUCCAGACUUCCAAUUCUUGAGAGAUUUCCUUGAACAAACAGUUGCUCAAACCUACACUGUAGACUGGAAGAGAUCAGCUUUCUUCCAGUUUGUGGAGGUCUUUGAAGAUGUGUCAGUACCACAGGAACUGAAGGCUGUUAUACUGCAGUACAUCAUCAUCCCUUGCCUCACGGUUAGCUUGGAGAAUGGGGAUGGAGACAGGCUCAUAGGAUACCCUCCUGCACCAGACCAAGACCAUCCUGACAAUGUUGUCUCGGUUUUCAUCACACGAGUCAUCAACCCAGACGAGCCUUUUGUGUACAGCGAUGCAGUGAGGAUUCUGCUGCUGCAGCUCUCCUGUCUGUUGGUGGAGCAGGCCUCGGCUCACAUCCAUGAUGCAGGCAACAAGAGACAGGGUCAGAAAUUGAGGCGCCUCAUGACAUUUGCUUGGCCUUGUUUGCUCUCAAAGAACUGUGUGGAUCCAGCCACCAAAUACCAUGGACACCUCCUUCUUUCACACAUCAUUGCCAAGUUUGCCAUCCAUAAGCGCAUUGUACUGCAAGUGUUCCAUAGCCUCUUGAAAGCCCAUGCCAUGGAAGCAAGAUCUGUGGUACGUCAGGCCCUGGAGAUCCUAACCCCUGCAAUGCCAGUCCGCAUGGAAGACGGUAACACAAUGCUGACUCACUGGACCCGCAAAAUCCUCGUGGAAGAGGGUCACUCUGUAGGACAGCUGGUUCACAUCCUGCAGCUGGUGGUCCGACAUGCCACUGUGUACUACCCUGUGCGACACCACCUCACUCACCACAUUACGCAGGCCAUGCAUCGCCUAGGGUUCACGCCCACAGCAAACUUGGACCAAAGGAGACUUGCUGUUGAUUUAGCUGAGGUAUGUAUUAAAUGGGAAGAAGAAAGAGUAAGAGAGGAGACAGAUGCUGAUGGUGGCAGUGAAUUAGCCCAGCAACUUCACCAACCAGGUGGCAUAAAGCGCUCCUCAUCGACUGAUGGCCCCGAGGCAAAGAGGGCAAGAGUAUCUGUAGGAGCAAGUUCCCGGGGAAGUAUUGAUGCCACAAAACCCAUGGAAAAAGCACAUGCCGAUGCUGUUGUUUACUUUUUGCUAAGACUGGCAUGUCAGGUAAAUGAGAGCACAACCACACCUGGAACUGUAGCUCCUGGUGAAGCACUGUCUAGGCGCUGUGUGGCACUGCUGAAGCGAGCCCUCAAACCAGACAUGUGGCCACAUGCUGACCCCAAGUUGGCAUGGCUGGACAAACUUUUCCUCAAUUUGGAGUCAACACAGCCAAACCUGGCAAACGUUUGUGUUGGCUUGGAAGUUCUGACAUACCUCAUUGGGACUUUGAGGCGUGAACAGAUCCUGGGAGCAAUGAGAGGCUUGACAAGAGGAUUGGUGGCGUGUAUGGCCUGUAGUAACUCUCGUGUUGUCCGUCUAACGCACACGCUGCUGGCCAGGCUCAUGUCCACAUUUCCCACCGAGCCAACAUCUGCCACUGUGGCUUCCCGCUUUGAAGAGCUGGAAGAUCUGUAUUCCAGAAUUGCCAAGAUUGUCUUCGAAGGUCUGACGUCGUAUGAGAAAAAUGCCAAUGCUUCUCCUACAUCACUCUUUGGCACACUGAUGAUCCUGAAAGCAGCAUGCCAGAACAAUCCAUGCUACAUUGAUCGCCUCAUUAUGCCCUUCAUGAAGGUCUUGCAGAGGAUGGCAAGAGACCAUCUCAACCAUCCUUCCACGGAUAACAGCACAGUGGGUAGUGAACUUUUGAUCCUGUCUCUUGACUUGGUGAAGAACCGUGUGGGAGUGAUGGGCGUGGAUAUGGGCAAGGCUUUUAUUGGCACCAUUUUAGUCGGCCUCAUUGAGAAGACUCCUGAUGUCAAGGUCAUGAAGGCUAUCACCAAGAUGGUGGAAGAAUGGGUCAAAAUGGGUAGUGAACUUUUGAUCCUGUCUCUUGACUUGGUGAAGAACCGUGUGGGAGUGAUGGGCGUGGACAUGGGCAAGGCUUUUAUUGGCACCAUUUUAGUCGGCCUCAUUGAGAAGACUCCUGAUGUCAAGGUCAUGAAGGCUAUCACCAAGAUGGUGGAAGAAUGGGUCAAAAACAAAACUCCAAUUGCCAUCAAUCAAGGUCCAAGUUUGCGUGAGAAGUCCAUACUCUUGGUAAAACUCAUGCAGUAUGUUGAAAAAAGAUUCUCAGAGGAUACAGAACUAAUGGCUCAGUUCCUGGAGUUGGUCAAUCACGUUUACCGUGAUGAGACGCUGAGGAAUACAGAACUCACUGCGAAACUUGAGCCUGCCUUCUUGGCUGGUUUACGGUGCACACAGCCUCCCAUUAGAGCCAAAUUUUUCCAGGUGUUCCAUGAGAGCAUGAGAUCCCGCUUGAGUGAUCGGCUGCUGUACAUCAUCUGUUCUCAAAACUGGGACCACAUGGGACCACACUACUGGAUCAAACAGUGCAUUCAACUUCUCCUUGUUACAGCUCAGCAGAGUACACAGAUCCAGAACUCGUCACAACAGGUGCUUCUGCCAGGAGUAACAGCUGUGAUUAACUGGGCAGAUGCAGCUGAGAGAGCCAACUUCUCGGUCUUUGCCAGCAUAAAGGAGGAGGCGUCUGACCUUGAUCAGGCCCUAGAUUCCUCUGUAGAUAAGGAGGAUGAGAUAGACAUCGAACUAUCAUCAGUCCCUGCAGACGGUGCUCAGUCUAUUGAUGGGAAUGUGAAGAGUCAGGCCAAUCCUAAGGCCAAUUUGCACCUGUUGUUGUCAAGACAGUCAAAGUUUAUGGAGAGUGUCAAGGAAGUGACGACGUGGCAGUUCCUGUCGGCGGUGUCGCAGCUGUGCCACAUGGACACCAACCUGGCUGAAUGGGUGUGGCUGCAGUUCUUCCCCCGCAUUUGGAAGAUCCUCAGCGAGAAACAGCAGCAGGGUAUUGCAAGCGAGGUGAUUCCAUUCCUCUGUUCUGGAUCACAUGUCAUCCAGAAAGACUGCCAUCCCUCAGCCCUCCACACCUUCACAGAGGCCCUGGCACAGUGCCAACCACCAGUGCCCAUCAGACCAGCAAUAAUGAAGUACCUAGGGAAGAGCCACAACCUUUGGCACCGCAUGACCCUUCUCCUGGAGCAGGCUGCUUUGGAACAGGGUGCCAUGACUACUCCCAGGUCUACUAAGAAGGACCUGUAUGACUCCUAUGACAUGGAGCCUGUCACGAAUCCCCAACAGGAGAUACUAGACUCUCUCUCAGAGAUGUAUUCCCUGUUGAAAGAAGAGGACCUUUGGGCUGGACUGUGGCAGACAGUAGCCCACUAUCACGAGACAAGACUGGCUGUGACCUUUGAACAACAUGGGUUCUUAGAACAAGCACAGGCAGCAUAUGAAUUGGCCAUGACAAAGGCCCGAACAGACAUGGCAGUUAGACCGGCCCCAGUCAAACUGCAGUCGGAGAUGAAGCUUUGGGAGGAUCGAUGGAUAAGAUGUGCAAAGGAGCUGAACCAGUGGGACUUAGUGCAAGAGUAUGGCAGCAGUGAAGCAUCGGGGAAUGCUUUGCUGGUCCUCGAGAGUGCGUGGAGGGUCCCUAACUGGGCACGCAUGAAAGAGGCAUUGGCCCAUGUAGAGCAGUCGUAUCCUAAGGAGUUAGCCUGGAAGGUUAACUUGUACCGUGGCUACCUGGCCAUCUGCCACCCAGAGGAGGAACAUCUCAAGCUGGUAGAGAAGCUGGUGGAGGCAGCAACUGUUCUCUGCAUCAGGGAGUGGAAGAGGCUUCCACAUAUUGUGUCACACAUCCACUUACCAUACCUACAAGCUGCUCAACAGGUAAUGGAACUGCAAGAGGCCUGCCAGAUCCACCAAGGCCUUGUCCAUGGUCGUACAAAUUCUCUCCAUGACAUGAAGGCCAUUGUCAAGACAUGGCGCAAUCGGUUGCCUGUCAUUGCUGAUGACCUCUCCCAUUGGUCUGACAUCUUCACCUGGCGACAGCAUCAUUAUCAGUUCAUUGUCAAUCAUUAUAAUGACUCUAGUGAAAAUCAGAGCAUGCUAGGUGUCCAUGCCUCAGCACAAGCAAUCAUCCACUUCGGCAAGAUUGCACGGAAGCACAAUCUAAGUAACGUGUGCUUUGAGUCCCUGUCACGGAUCCACACAAUCCCCUCCGUGCCAGUGGUGGACUGCUUCCAGAAGAUCCGGCAGCAGGUCAAGUGCUACCACCAGAUGGCCACUGCAACGGGAAUGGGCAAGAACGAGCUGCAAGGGGGUCUGGAAGUGAUUGAAUCAACAAACCUAAAAUUCUUCAACAAAGACAUGACAGCAGAAUUCUAUGCAUUGAAGGGCAUGUUUUUGGCACAGCUGGGUCGAAGUGAAGAAGCAAACAAAGCCCUGAGUGCAGCAGUACAGCUGCAUGACACCCUUGUCAAAGCCUGGGCUCUUUGGGGGGAUUACCUGGAAGCCCUCUUCACCCGCGACCCCACACACAUCAACCUCGGGGUCUCUGCCAUCACCUGCUACCUACAUGCAUCUCGGCACCAGAAUGAGUCCAAAUCUCGAAAAUAUCUUGCCAAGGUGCUGUGGCUGUUAAGCUAUGACGAUGAGGCGGGAAGUCUGAGUGAUGCUGUUGAUCGCUAUUGCAUUGGGGUUCCUCCCAUACAGUGGUUACCAUGGAUACCACAGCUCCUCACCUGCCUGGUGCGGCCUGAGGGCAAGGUAAUCAUCAACCUCCUGAACCAAGUGGGUAGGAUGUUCCCACAGGCUGUGUACUUCCCCAUUCGUACCCUUUACCUUACGCUCAAGAUUGAACAGAGAGGGCGUAUCAAAAGUGUGGAUCCCUCAGCUGCGACUGCACAGAAGGCCCAGCAAGGCAGCCAGGCACAGCAACAAGGGCAAGGCCAAGCAUCCACGCAGCAGCAAGCACAGCAGGGACAGCAAAGUGGGCAGCAGCAGGCCACAGAAACUGCAGGAUCUAUCAAGGCGACAGAGCCAAUGUGGAGGUGUUCACGCAUCAUGCACAUGCAAAAGGAACUCCAUCCAACGGUCCUGGCGUCUCUAGAGGGCAUUGUGGAUCAGAUGGUGUGUUUCCGAGAGUACUGGGAUGAGGUAGUGUUACGACAACUCCGCCAAGCACUUGCAAAGUGUUAUGCAGUUGCUUUUGAAAAUUCAGCAGCUGUCUCAGAGGCCAAUAUUACACCACACACCCUCUCUUUUGUGAAGAAACUUGUUUCAACCUUUGGAAUUGGUAUUGAAAAUAUCAGCAGCUCAGUGAGUGGUGGAGGGCAGUAUGGCAGUGCGGCGUCUGAGUCCUUGGCCAGACGUGCCCAGGCAACAGUCCAAGACCCAGUGUUCCACAAGAUGAAAGGCCAGUUCACCACUGACUUUGACUUCUCACAGCUGGGCUCCAUGAAGCUGCACAACCUUAUACACAAGCUCAAGAAAUGGAUCAAGAUCUUGGAGGCCAGGGUGAAGCUGCUGCCCAAGUGGUUCCUUAUUGAAGAAAAGUGUCGUUACUUGAGCAAUUUCAGUCUUCAAACAGCAGAGGUUGAAUUACCAGGAGAGUUCUUAUUGCCAAAGCAUUCGCACUACUACAUCCGGAUAGCAAGGUUCAUGCCCAGAGUGGACAUAGUGCAGAAGCACGGUUCUGCUGCCAGGAGGCUCCACAUUCGUGGUCACAAUGGCAGAGUUUAUCCCUACCUUGUGGUGAAUGAUUACUCGCUUAGUGAUGCACGUCGAGAAGAACGUGUCUUGCAGCUGCUGAGGAUGCUAAAUCACUUCUUUGCCAAACAAAAGGAGACGAGUCGCAGGCUAGUCAACCUAAGCAUCAGUCGUGUGGUGGCUGUGUCACCACAGAUGAGACUGGUGGAGGACAAUGUGUCUUCUCUUUCUCUCCUUGACAUAUACAAGCUCCGGUGUGCGAAGAGGCAACUGGAGCCUGACACACCUGUCACAAGAUAUUAUGAGAGGCUGGCAUCUGUGCAGGCGCGAGGUUCACAGGCUUCUCAUCAAGUGCUACGAGAAAUAGUGAAGGAAGUGCAGAACGCCAUGGUGCCCAGGUCCAUGCUCAGAGACUGGGCUCUCACUACUUAUCCAAACCCCACUCACUACUGGACGUUUAGAAAAAUCCUCACCAUCCAGCUAGCACUAAUUGGGCUUAUGGAAUACCUGCUCCACCUAACCAAGCUGUAUCCUGAUAUGAUGUACAUUCACCAGGACUCAGGGCUUAUCAAUGUUGCCUACUUCAAAUUCAACAUUGAUGAUGCCAAAGUGAAGGAAGUGCAGAACGCCAUGGUGCCCAGGUCCAUGCUCAGAGACUGGGCUCUCACUACUUAUCCAAACCCCACUCACUACUGGACGUUUAGAAAAAUCCUCACCAUCCAGCUAGCACUAAUUGGGCUUAUGGAGUACCUGCUCCACCUAACCAAGCUGUAUCCUGAUAUGAUGUACAUUCACCAGGACUCAGGGCUUAUCAAUGUUGCCUACUUCAAAUUCAACAUUGAUGAUGCCAAAGUUUUGGGAGCAAAUAUGAUACUGAGCAUGGAAAAGUUCUCUUCCAUUUUCCGGCACCAGCGGCAGGAGGGGGCCAGCGUAGAGGGCUCUCAGGGUACAGGGCCAAUGGAAGGGGAAGCCCUCAUUACCCGUGUUAACAAAGCAGUCACUGCCAUAACCACUCGCAUACAGUCGCUAGCAUCCAGUGAUGGGGCCGACAGCAAGGUGACACAGCUGGUGCGUGCUGUGAACUGUGUGGACAACUUGUGUCGCAUGGAUCCAGCCUGGCAUCCAUGGCUGUAGGUUGUGAAGGGAGAGUUGGGGAUUUUAAUAAAUUAAGUGUUUCAUUUGCCACCUGAAGGGCAAAUUCAGAUCAGCACCUAAUGUUUAGGUGGAUAUUGUGUACAGGAGAAACAGGGACUUUGUACAUAUUACAUAGUGAAUACAUGCAUUGACAGUAAUGCCCUUGGUGUAAUGAUGUUAAGAAUCAACUCUUACUGUCAUAGAUAAUAUAGACAUUACCAUCUCCAGACGUUGAAAUGGAAAGGUAUUACUCCACAUAUUUAUUUAUUCCAGUAUGUAGAAAUCAUCUUACAUGUCCUGUCAGCAUUACUCAUCGUGUCCGCUCUCUUCAUUUAAGCUAAUUCACAUAUGAAUGACAUUUUGCUGUGGCAGUUAUCAUUUCAUGUUACAAAUCUCAUGUGAUCAUUGUUUUAUACAAGUAGUUUUAUACAUAGAUUAUAUAUAAAUUUCCAAAUAUAG
Messenger RNA from Penaeus indicus, 12394 nucleotides. RefSeq names its product transformation/transcription domain-associated protein-like (gene Nipped-A). Bases 80 to 11935 code for a protein of 3951 amino acids. Gene Ontology annotation, cellular component: nucleus; SAGA complex; NuA4 histone acetyltransferase complex. Gene Ontology annotation, biological process: regulation of DNA-templated transcription; DNA repair. The transcript has 42 exons. The record is from RefSeq and is a predicted model, not a curated record. Gene Ontology annotation, molecular function: protein binding. NCBI's taxonomy places the organism in Eukaryota, Metazoa, Arthropoda, Malacostraca, Decapoda, Penaeidae.